This is a messenger RNA of Linnemannia hyalina, 846 nucleotides long. Lineage: Eukaryota; Fungi; Mortierellomycota; Mortierellomycetes; Mortierellales; Mortierellaceae. The record is from the annotation of a GenBank genome assembly.
AUGGCAGCACUUACAUCCCGACGGCUCUGGAGACACAGAAAACAAAAAACUCAGCAGGACAUCUACGGGAGGAUCAUCAUCAAACUCACACCACCACCCCACCGACUACUACUCCAGGCCCUCUCAGCGUUGAACAUUGCCAACCCAGCCACUGGCUGCCAGAAGACCAUCGAUUUCGAUGAUGAGCGCAAGACUCGCAUCUUUUACGACAAGCGCAUCUCCGCUGAGGUUGCCGUCGACUCUCUCGGUGACGAGUUCAAGGGUUACGUCUUCCGCAUCACCGGAGGUAACGACAAGCAGGGUUUCCCCAUGAAGCAGGGAGUCCUCCUCCCCUCCCGUGUCCGCCUCUUGUUGUCCAAGGGUCACUCGUGCUACCGCCCCCGCCGCACUGGUGAGCGCAAGCGCAAGUCCGUCCGCGGAUGCAUCGUCGCCUCCGACAUGUCGGUCCUCUCUGUCACCAUUGUCAAGCAGGGUGAGCAGGACCUUCCCGGUCUUACCGACACCACCGUCCCCAAGCGCCUCGGACCCAAGCGUGCCAACAACAUCCGCAAGUUCUUCAACUUGACCAAGGAUGAUGAUGUCCGCAAGUUCGUCAUUCGCCGCGAGGUCCAGCCCAAGAACGCCGAGAAGAAGCCCUACACCAAGGCCCCCAAGAUCCAGCGUCUUGUCACCCCCGUUGUCCUCCAGCGCAAGCGCCACAUCUUGAACUUGAAGAAGCGCCGUGCCGAGAACGCCAAGGAGGCCGAGGUCGAGUACAAGGCUCUCCUCGCCAAGCGUGUCAAGGAGGCUGCCGAGAAGCGCUCCGAGAUCAAGAAGCGUCGCGCUUCUUCCCUCCACAAGGCUUAA